This is a messenger RNA of Heteronotia binoei (common prickly gecko), 2219 nucleotides long. RefSeq names its product lysophosphatidylglycerol acyltransferase 1 (gene LPGAT1). The transcript has 9 exons. Gene Ontology annotation, molecular function: acyltransferase activity. Lineage: Eukaryota; Metazoa; Chordata; Lepidosauria; Squamata; Gekkonidae. Gene Ontology annotation, cellular component: endomembrane system. The record is from RefSeq and is a predicted model, not a curated record. Bases 587 to 1699 code for a protein of 370 amino acids.
GAAGCCUGCUUGCUUGCCUGCCUAGGCUCGUUAGAGGGAGCUGUCGGCCGGAGGGAGCGGCGCUUGCUGCAGUGAGGGACCCGCUCCUGCUUCUCGUCGCCGCUUCUAUCUCCUCGGGAGCCAGAGAGAGAAAGCGAGACUCGCCGAGGCGAGUUAGCAGCAGCAGCAGCAGCAGCAGGCGGUGAAAAGCGGUCACGGCACAGCCUCUACCCAGCGCUAAAGGCAGGCGAGGGAACGCUGGGCCCGGGCAGUCACGGUCGCGCCGCCGCUGCCGCUAUGAGUUUCGCAGGCUUCUUGGGACCGGCCCCGAAAAGACAGCCGACCAGACGGAGGGAGCGGCAGAGGACAUAGGGAGCCGCCAAGCGCUCCGAGACCGUUACGUUGGGGCCAGGCCAGCCACCUUCGUGUCCAUGAGCCCGCCGCCCUCCCGUCAGAGCUGCUGCUACUGCCGCCACCUCCUUCGCCAGCAGCCGCCGACCCGGGCGCACGCCUCCGCUGCUGCCACCGGACUCUCUUCCCCCGGCCCUGCCUCCUUCUUUCCUCUGCGCAGCAGAAGGAAAAGACUACAGACUCCAGUGUGAAGAGAAUGGCUGUGACUUUAGAACAGGCCCAAAGGGCGGGCUGUAUGUUUCUGAAAGCACUCUUAAGAUUUGGCUUCAUGGUUGCUAAUAACCUUGUUGCUAUUCCGUCCUACGUUCUAUAUUUAAUAGUACUGCAACCUCUCCGACUGUUGGAUAGUAAACGGUUCUGGUAUAUUGAAGGAGUAUUAUUUAAAUGGCUUUUAGCUAUGGUGGCUUCAUGGGGCUGGUGGGCAGGAUAUACAGUUGUAGAAUGGGGAGAUGACGUUAAAUCCAUCUCAGAAGAUGAAGCUGUGAUGCUAGUGAACCAUCAAGCAACUGGAGAUGUUUGCACUCUAAUGAUGUGCCUUCAGGACAAAGGCACGGUUGUUCGUCAGAUGAUGUGGCUGAUGGAUCAUAUUUUUAAAUAUACAAACUUUGGAAUUGUAUCUCUGCUUCAUGGAGAUUUCUUUAUAAGACAGGGAAAAGCUUAUCGUGACCAGCAGCUUGAACUUCUCCAGGAACAUCUAGAAAAAUAUUACAGGAGCCGUGAUCGAAAGUGGAUUGUAUUGUUUCCAGAAGGUGGUUUUCUUAGAAAAAGAAGAGAAACCAGUCAGGCAUUUGCCAAGAAAAACAAUUUGCCAUUUCUUAAACAUGUUACACUGCCAAGACUGGGGGCCACACUGGUUAUACUGAAAAAUCUUGUAGCUCAGCAAGAAAAUGGAACUCUGGCAGGUGGAGAUGGUACAGAAACAGAAAGCAAAUCAAAAGGUCUUCAGUGGGUGAUAGAUACAACAAUUGCAUAUCCCAAAGCUGAACCUCUAGACAUUCAAACCUGGAUUCUGGGUUACAGGCGACCAACAAUUACCCAUGUACAUUACAGGAUUUUUCCAAUUAAAGAUGUACCUGUGGAGCCUGAAGCACUCACUGUUUGGUUAUAUCAACGGUUCAUUGAAAAGGAGGAUCUCUUGUCACACUUUUACAAAACAGGAGCAUUUCCUCCACUGCAGGGACAGACAGAAGCUGUUUCCCGAGAAAUGAACCUUAGCAAUCUCUGGCUAGUUCUCAUACAGUCCCUUGCGUUUUUGUCAGGUGGUAUGUGGUACUGCAUUCUUCAGUAUUUUUAUCAAUGCCUAUUUUAAAAGGGACCUAAGAACACAAUGAGGAACCAGGUACUUUUACAGAGUGCAUCAUGUUAUGUGUGCAAAUGUGAAUGUACUAGGAAGGAACAUACUGGAUGGACUUUCUCCCCUUCUUUGGGGUAUUUUAAACUUCACUAGAAGUGAGAAUCAGUAACAUAGUGAUCUAAUGAUGUAUUUUAAGAACUGUCCAUAUUUUUAAAUGGUGUGUUCCCAUCCCACAUACGCACACCCAUCAGCAGAUUCGGCAUUUGAACAGGAGACAGUUAUACAACCACCAUGGGUGAACAUCUGCAACAAGAAUGCUUUCACCACAGGUAGUAUCCAGCAUUGUAGUUAAAACUUGGAGCGUUCAGCAACUUUCUCUUCAGUAGUCUGUACUGCAAGUCUUGUGAUAGAGAUCCCUCAUCUGCACAAACUCAAAUUGUACUGUGAUUAAUCAUUCUGGAUCAGUUUAACCUAUUCUGCAAACCUGGUUAUGGUACUGUGACUGCCCCAUGUUACCCGUUUAGAAAAAGCUUUU